AUGGACAUUGACCCUCCUGUUGAUGAUGUAAAAGGAAAGACAAAAGAAUCAGGAGAAAAGCCACGUUUUGAAGUUAAAAAGUGGAAUGCAGUAGCAUUGUGGGCUUGGGAUAUUGUUGUCGAUAACUGUGCCAUCUGUAGAAACCAUAUUAUGGAUUUAUGUAUCGAAUGCCAAGCGAAUCAAGCAUCGGCUACUUCUGAAGAAUGCACAGUUGCAUGGGGUAUUUGUAAUCACGCUUUUCACUUUCAUUGCAUAUCGCGUUGGUUAAAAAGUCGACAGGUCUGUCCAUUGGAUAAUCGUGAAUGGGAUUGGCAAAAAUAUGGACGAUAA
Molecule: messenger RNA, 330 nt
Organism: Rhizopus microsporus ATCC 52813
Lineage: Eukaryota; Fungi; Mucoromycota; Mucoromycetes; Mucorales; Rhizopodaceae
Product: RING/U-box
Exons: 5
Coding region: 1-330 (109 amino acids)
Biological process (GO): ubiquitin-dependent protein catabolic process; protein ubiquitination
Cellular component (GO): cullin-RING ubiquitin ligase complex; nucleus
Molecular function (GO): zinc ion binding; cullin family protein binding; ubiquitin protein ligase activity
Source: RefSeq, a predicted model, not a curated record